Thalassophryne amazonica is the source of this 2564-nucleotide messenger RNA. RefSeq names its product voltage-gated potassium channel subunit beta-3. Gene Ontology annotation, biological process: transmembrane transport; regulation of potassium ion transmembrane transport; potassium ion transport. The coding region runs from base 722 to 2035 and encodes 437 amino acids. Gene Ontology annotation, molecular function: voltage-gated potassium channel activity; transmembrane transporter binding; potassium channel regulator activity. NCBI's taxonomy places the organism in Eukaryota, Metazoa, Chordata, Actinopteri, Batrachoidiformes, Batrachoididae. The record is from RefSeq and is a predicted model, not a curated record. Gene Ontology annotation, cellular component: voltage-gated potassium channel complex; cytoplasm; membrane. The transcript has 14 exons.
AAGCCGCCUGUGGGUUUUUUUUGGUUGUUUUUUUUGCUGCCUCCUCCUGCCUCACUGAUGCUGCCGUCCGUCGGGCUGCUGGUCGAUGCUCCGCUCGGGUCUGGAUCCUGUUCGGACUGAUCGCUAUGUAAAAAGCCGCCUUCUUUCGACGCGGGCUGUGAGGAUGCCUUUAGCUGUGACGGUUCCAUCUAUGCGGCACACACCGGAGCUCCUCGGCUCACAUCUGACCUCAGCCCAAGACGAGACGGCGACCGGGCGAGAGCUUUUCCAGCCCACAUAAACCACAUGAGCCCGUGGGUGCGUGUGGGGAAAGGCCAAGGAGGGAACCUACUGCACUGAGAUUUGGGGUCUCCCCAUCCUGUUAAAAAAAAACAACAAAAAAACAAUCCAUCCAUGGACUGCUGUGAGCUUACAAGCUUCCUGAUGAUGGUUGGAGAGCAGCCCUGAUGCAUCUUGUAAAAACUCAAACAGCCCUUUGCCAGGUUUGCAUCACCAGGCAGGAGACGGAGCAGACGGCAACUCUGUGUGUGUCAUGUUAAAACCUGGAUUAGAGCCCAGAACUCUCAUCCAAAAUCUGUGCCCUGCCCUGCCCCUGUCCUUUGUAUGAGCAUCACAGCUUCGCCACAACAGUGUCAAGCAGCUGCAAGAAUUUGCAGACUUCAGCGUUUGAGCUGCUGAACUGUUUUCUCCAUCCACAAGAAGACCGGGAACCCGACUCAGGAUGCAGGUGUCCUUCGCCUGCACCGAGCACAACCUCAAGAGUCGCAGUGAAGACCGGCUUUGUGGCCUUCGCACCGCACCGCCUCCUGGAGGAAGCAGUGGAGGAGUAGGGGGAGUUGGUGGACUUGGAGGAGGCAGUGGAGGUGGUGGAAGUGGAGGAGGUGGUGGUGGAGGAGGAGGUGGAGGUGGAGGCAGUGGACAAGGGAACAAUGGCAACUAUAUUUCCCAGAGCUCAAUCAAGAGCAGGGAGGUGGCCAUCUCCCGCCCAAUUCCACAGGGACACGCCCACAUGAAGGAGGCCAUUGGGCGCUACACCACCAUGAAGUACAGAAACCUUGGAAAAUCAGGCCUCCGUGUUUCCUGCCUCGGGUUAGGUACCUGGGUAACGUUCGGAUCACAGAUCUCUGAUGAGAUGGCUGAGAACUUGAUGACCAUAGCUUAUGAAAAUGGAGUGAACCUGUUUGAUACAGCAGAAGUCUACGCCUCUGGAAGAGCGGAAAUCACUCUUGGGAAUAUUAUCAAAAAGAAAGGAUGGAGGCGUUCAAGUUUUGUUGUCACAACAAAGAUAUAUUGGGGAGGCCAAGCAGAGACAGAGAGAGGACUCUCCAGAAAACACAUUAUUGAAGGUUUAAGAGGAUCAUUGUCGAGACUUCAGCUCGAUUAUGUGGACAUUGUUUUUGCCAACAGGAAUGACGUCAACAGCCCAAUGGAAGAGAUCGUACGGGCCAUGACAUUUGUGAUAAACCAGGGCAUGGCCAUGUACUGGGGAACCUCCCGUUGGAGUGCCAUGGAAAUCAUGGAGGCCUACUCGGUGGCACGUCAGUUCAACCUGAUACCACCUGUAUGCGAGCAGGCAGAGUAUCACUAUUUCCAGAGGGAUAAAGUUGAGGUGCAGCUUCCUGAACUCUACCAUAAAAUAGGUGUUGGAGCAAUGACCUGGUCUCCCCUUGCUUGUGGAUUAAUCACAGGGAAGUACAGCGAUGGUGUUCCAGAAUGCUCCAGAGCAGCAAUGAAGGGUUACCAGUGGCUGAAGGAGCGAGUGUACAGUGACGAGGGCCGGAAGCAGCUCGCUAAAAUCAAGGAGCUCAAUCUACUGGCGGACAGACUGGGCUGCACAGCUGCACAGUUAGCUAUAGCCUGGUGUCUGCGUAGUGAGGGAGUCAGCUCAGUACUUCUGGGAGUUUCUAACACUGACCAGCUUGUGGAAAACCUCGGCGCCCUGCAGAUUUUAUCUCAAAUGACCCCUCAGACCGUUACUGAGAUUGACGCCCUGCUGGGAAACAAACCGCACUUGAAGAAAGAGUCACGCGCUUAAAGAUGCAAAUGUGAUGGAAAAAGACAAUGAGACUGAGGAAACAUUGCUUUUUUCUCUGCCCUAUACUCAACAACUUGCAUGUCGUCUGCAACAUUAUGCUUUCAGUAUGUGCGCACAUUCAUUCUGCGCAGUACAUUGCAUCAUGAAAAAAGCAGUUCCUGUAUUGUUCUCACACUUUUUAUCACGGAAAGGUCAAAGGUUGGAACAGCUGUUCUCUGACAUCCAGCUCAAGCCAUGUUAAAGCGAACACAGGACUUGGAUUUGACUGUUGCUACUCAAAUAUUCUUAAGUGGGGAUAAAAAAGCAACACACGUCUAUGCUAUGAUACCACUUUACUGUUUGAAUGGUGCUUUCAUUUGGACAUGUGAGUCACUCCCCCUUGCUGCUGCCCAUUGUUCUACAGGAUGUUUAGUAUCCAGCAGCCAGAGAGCCAAAGGUUAGUCCCCAUGAGUCCAGCUGAACAUUUCCCAUAGUGUGCAUGUGACUGGUUUGCUGUGCUCACUGCUUUACAGGGUUUGGGAACAGUAGA